This is a messenger RNA of Suillus subalutaceus, 1479 nucleotides long. RefSeq lists its product as uncharacterized. Lineage: Eukaryota; Fungi; Basidiomycota; Agaricomycetes; Boletales; Suillaceae. The record is from RefSeq and is a predicted model, not a curated record. The transcript is spliced from 10 exons. Bases 1 to 1479 code for a protein of 492 amino acids.
AUGGCAGGCAAACGCAAGACCAUAGUACCUGAUCUUGAUGACCUCCGUCGCUCUAAGCGAAGUAACAUGGGUCAAGGUGGACGCCUCACCCAACUUCAAAAGCUCGAGUCCUCACAGAUGAAUAGACAACGUCCAGUGAAGAAAAAACCCCGCUCAGGAGAUGAUAGACAGCCAACCAGUAAUGUCAUGGCUGCCUCCCGACUCAAGGUUUGGCUUUGUCCCACCUCCACCUGCGACCCUCCGAAUGCCAUUUCAUCCGUGGCUCUCUCUAGGUUCAACAGUACACCAUCAGGAUCCUCCCAGCCUAACACCCCAAACGCACCUCACUGGCGCCCAUUCGCGAAACACGACAAUCUGCGUCAUCAUUCCAAGUCAGAUACUAGCCAUGCCCUACCAGCAUCCAAACCUGUCCCUCUUGAACACACCCCCGCUGGUGCUCAUUCACAGAAACGCAACGAUCCACGUCCUCACUGUAAUGCUAGUCGUAAACCACCGGUGUCCAAACACAGUCCCUCGACACCACCGUCACCAGUGACAGCAAUCCGCCCACUGACCUGGAAUCCGAAUUACACUCGUCCAUCACGGAUGAAUAUUUCAGAUGCCGAGGCUCCUCUACAUGGCGAUGAGGGCUACGACUCGGGACAGAUCACGAUGUGGAUGCUAACAAUUCUGAUCUGGACAACUCGGAUGCUAGAACUAAUGAUGUGCAGGGGGAACCAUGGCAAUGAUGACCAGGAUGAUGUGACAGUUUUGUUGACGACCCCCACCAGGAUCAUGACACCCCGAAAGAUAGCAACGAUGAUGAAUUCACUCGUGCACGCUCACGAGUCGCCGACAGCUCACACAAUGCCCGAGAUGUCCUCCAAGACCAUCGCGCAAAGAACUGUCGCCCCUCGCAUGCCUGACCUGGAUGAGCUCGAGACUUUGCGUCGUCGCGCUACUACUCAAGAUUCAGCUCAAUCUUCUUCUGAAGAGGAGAACAUUCGCUUCUAUCCUCCUUCUUGGAAGGAUUUACUAGAGGCCACAAAGAAGAAAUCACGCCUAGGCUUGCUCACUAGCACAGCGUCAAAGCGCAGUGAUUUUCUCAAAACCAAGGGUAUUGAAUAUCUCUUAGAAACACUCGAAGACUUUGGAUCCCAGGGUGGCAGGACCAAUAAUCUUGCAAACGAGGCCCUGGGCAGCUUUUACUUGUUCGCCGAUGCUGUCCCCGAAGGUGCCGUUGCACUUGCAGCGACUGCGCUUGCUGCCGCUAUCGACGAGUACAAGACCGGUACUUACAAGCAAAUGAAAUUCGUCGCCGAUUUAUAUCAACCCAUCUACGACAGCGUCAUUCAGCUCUACCAUGAUGUGCAGAAGGACCACUAUCAUGCAAAGAAAUGCCGGGCCGCCAGAAAGAAAUGGGCUCGUACUGCAGGAAUCCUGACUCGCAAUGAUCCAAACAGGCGCCAUGACUGGGGCUUGAAACUCCAACUGGACUGA